CAGUGCCCCUGGGCAUGGGGCUGGUGCUGGUGCUGUGGGCCUGGCUGGUGCUGGGGACCGCCGGUGGGGAGAGCCCUGUGCCCACAGCCCUGGCAGGCGGGCAGCCCUUCGCCGUGCUUUGGAACAUCCCCAGCGGCCGCUGCCAGCGCCGCUUUGGCGUGGGGCUGCCCCUGGCCGACUACGGCAUCGUGGAGAACCAGGGCGGCCGCUUUGCAGGGCAGAACAUCACCAUCUUCUACAAGAACAAGUUUGGGCUGUACCCCUACAUCUCCCCGCAGGGUGUCCUGCACAACGGGGGCAUCCCACAGCAGGCACCACUCCAGGCCCACCUGGCGCGGGUUGCGGGCGACGUGCAGCUGCACCUGCGCCCCACGUUCAGUGGCCUGGCUGUGGUGGACUGGGAGGAGUGGCGGCCACUGUGGGCCCGCAACUGGGGUCCAAAGCGCGUCUACCAGCUGGCCUCGCAGCGAUGGGCGCAGAAGCGGGGCCGGGGGCGGCGGCAGGCCCGGCAGGCCUUCGAGCGGGCAGCGCGGGCGCUGAUGGAGCAGACAUUGCUGCUGGGUCGCAGCCUGCGCCCGGCGGGACUCUGGGGCUUCUACCGCUUCCCCGACUGCUUCAACGGCGACUGGGCCAAGGUGGACAACUACACAGGGCGCUGCCGGCCGGCCGAAGUGCGGCGCAAUGACCGCCUGCACUGGCUGUGGGCCGCCUCGGCCGCGCUGUACCCCAGCAUCUACCUGCCACCGCUGCUGCCGCCCGGCCUGCGCCGUCGCUACGUGCACCACCGGCUGAGCGAGGCUCUGCGCCUGGCCGCUGGCCGCCUGCCCGUCAUGGCCUACUCACGGCUCUCCUACCGCCGCUCGCCCCGCUUCCUGGAGCCGGUAAGGCCGGGGGGUGGUGCUCGGUGUCCUGGCGUGUCCACCCGGCCACACGGCCCCCUGUCCUUGCAGGCUGACCUGGAGCACACCAUCGGGGAGAGCGCGGCACUGGGGACGGCCGGAGUGGUGCUGUGGGGCGACAUGUCGUACUCCCAGUCAGCUAUGGUGUGGGAAGGGCAGAGGGCACCGUGCCAGCAGAGCCCGCUGACUCCGAUGGAAUGGACCCCGGAGCCAUCAGCCUGCACCCCGUGGCGUCCAUCAGUGACCUGCACUGGGCCUCCGCUGGGCACAAGGGCACAGAAGGGAAUGGCCCGACUCCAUCCAGUGCCCGGCUGCACCGAGCGCCCCGCAGUCCCCCGCACCUGCCCACGCUGCGCCCCGUGCCGCCUCCAACCACGUGCCCCUGCCCCGGGCACUCCUUCUUCCUCGCUCUGCUGGGCUUCCUGGCUCUGGCCAGCCUGGUCCUGGCCACGCUGGCCAUCUACCUGAGCGUGCUGCAGAGCCAGUCGGUGCAGGCGCUGGCCCAGUGGCUGGAGAGCCAGGAGGACGCCAUGCGCCAGCUGCGGGCGGCCAGCGGGCAGCUCUGGGCUCACCUCAAUGCCAGCGCCCAGCGCCGCUGAGCCGCCCCACGGAGCAGCCCCGCACAGAUCGCCCCAUCCCUGGGACACAUGGGGGCAAUCCUGGCCUUGCCACGCUGCUGAAGAAAGGGAAGGGCUGCGAGGAUGGGCACCUGCCCCAGCAGGAGGCACCCUCCCAUCACUUUAUCAUUACCUCCUGCCAUUGAGGCUUAGGAAGUCGCCAACAUGACCACGUUCCCACGUGCCUGCCGCUGCUCCCCCAGCGCAUGGCAGUGCCAGGAUGGCCCUGGGAGGCACAGAGCACCAAGGUCGGCCCCGUGGACUGUGCCACGUUUGGGCAGCCAGGGGCCAUAGCAGACAGCUGGCAUGGCACAGAGCACGAUGGCACCCUCUGCCUCUCCUGUUACCCUAUUUUUGGUUAAAAAAAUAAAAACGAGGGAGCAGCCCCCAGUGGGGCAGCCCCAGGCAUUAAAUA
Lagopus leucura (white-tailed ptarmigan) is the source of this 1931-nucleotide messenger RNA. RefSeq names its product hyaluronidase 3 (gene HYAL3). Gene Ontology annotation, cellular component: acrosomal vesicle. Gene Ontology annotation, molecular function: hyalurononglucosaminidase activity. The transcript has 4 exons. Gene Ontology annotation, biological process: hyaluronan catabolic process; carbohydrate metabolic process. Lineage: Eukaryota; Metazoa; Chordata; Aves; Galliformes; Phasianidae. The record is from RefSeq and is a predicted model, not a curated record. The coding region runs from base 15 to 1367 and encodes 450 amino acids.